AUGAACACUGAUGGAGUCUUUUCUUUGCCCAAAAGCCUUUUCGAUAAAAAGGUUGUUGUUACUGCUUUUAAUUUAAAGUAUGAAUCAAUUAAAUUUGAAGCCAACAAUUGGAACUUUUUACAAUUGUAUGCUUCAAAUGGAUUUGAAAACCACGAAAAUACAACAAGUUGUGAAUUCUACCCAGCUGCCGUUCCUUACGACAUUAAAGAUUCUAAUAAAGUGUCAGAGUGGGCUUUUUGGUGGAUUAAUAUCAUAAAUAUGCAAUUCACAUAUUUGACACCAAAAGAUAAAGGUAUUUUCUUCACCACAUCUGGUCCCAUUUCUGUGUUAAACGUCCGAUCGCCAUCUCCCAUGAUGUACAACUACUAUUUUAAUGAGGUAAAAAUGGUGAUCGAAUUUAAUGGGACACUUGAAUUUUUAAUGGGUUCUGUUGGGAUGGGGAAACAAACGAAUGGAACAAAUGUGGUCGAAGUGAAGUGCUCCAACAUGACCAUUGAAACAAUCACAAGAAGAGAUUUGAAUACGAAUAAAACUAUUAUGGAAUUUCGUGGAGCAAUGGAUAGAAAAUGUAAAGCACUCACAAAUUUCUUCUCGUUUUCUAUGAUGACACGACCGGGGACUUUUCUGAAUUUUACAGAAAUUACUUUCACUUCGAAGAAGAAAAACACUUUAAAACAGUGUCCGUAUUCAGACUAUUUGUGUAAUAACAGACAAUGUGCGUAUAACACAAGUACAUGCGAAGUGAUUUGUGGGAAAUGUGGUGUUGGGUAUGAAUGUGUUGAUGGUUAUUGUGAAGAAGAAAACAACAACAAUUCGAGAAAUGGAACAAGAGGUGUCCAACUUCUAUUUCUGGUACUUUACUUCCUCUUUGUCUUGUAA
This is a messenger RNA of Entamoeba invadens IP1, 879 nucleotides long. RefSeq lists its product as hypothetical. The record is from RefSeq and is a predicted model, not a curated record. NCBI's taxonomy places the organism in Eukaryota, Evosea, Mastigamoebida, Endamoebidae. The transcript has 2 exons. Bases 1 to 879 code for a protein of 292 amino acids.